UUGGUCAUUUUCCGCAUUUCCAAGCCAGUUAUUUUUGGCCAUCGUGUGGCUUCGUCAUCUGGCUGGGCCGAUUUUAUUCUCCUUUGUUGUGUCGCCUUCCAGUGCCAACGCAACGGUUUUGACGGCCCAGUCUGCGGCCCUCGACCCUGCUACGAGAACAAGCGUGAAUUCAGCGAGGAGCAACUGCGCGCCUCUCAGGGCAUCAUCGGCCUACAGGCCGGCACCAACAAGUGCGCCUCCCAGUCGGGCAUGUCGAUGGGCGGAGUGCGCCACAUCGCGGACAUCAAAGUGGACGAGAUGUCCAAAGAGGGCCAGUCCAUAAUUGGCCUGCAGGCGGGCUCGAACAAGGGCGCCUCGCAGUCGGGCAUGUCGAUGGGCGGAAUGCGCCACAUCGCCGACAUCAAAGUGGACGAGAUGUCCAAGGAGGGCCAGUCCAUAAUCGGCCUGCAGGCGGGCUCGAACAAGGGCGCCUCGCAGUCGGGCAUGUCGAUGGGCGGAAUGCGCCACAUCGCCGACAUCAAAGUGGACGAGAUGUCCAAGGAGGGCCAGUCCAUAAUCGGUCUGCAGGCGGGCUCGAACAAGGGCGCCUCACAGUCGGGCAUGCGGAUCGGCGGCCAGCGCCACAUUGCCGACAUCAAAGUGGACCCAAUGUCGCAGAACGGCUCCUCCGUGAUUGGCCUUCAGAUGGGCGUCUCGGCCGACCAGGGUGCCAGUCAGUCCGGCAUGACUUUUGGCGCCCAACGGCACAUCACUGACAGCUAUUAG
Messenger RNA from Protopolystoma xenopodis, 765 nucleotides. NCBI's taxonomy places the organism in Eukaryota, Metazoa, Platyhelminthes, Monogenea, Polystomatidea, Polystomatidae. The record is from the annotation of a GenBank genome assembly.